Capsicum annuum is the source of this 840-nucleotide messenger RNA. RefSeq lists its product as uncharacterized. NCBI's taxonomy places the organism in Eukaryota, Viridiplantae, Streptophyta, Magnoliopsida, Solanales, Solanaceae. The transcript is spliced from 3 exons. Gene Ontology annotation, cellular component: preribosome, large subunit precursor. The coding region runs from base 139 to 363 and encodes 74 amino acids. Gene Ontology annotation, biological process: maturation of LSU-rRNA; maturation of 5.8S rRNA. The record is from RefSeq and is a predicted model, not a curated record.
CCAGCUGGCCAGCCCAUUAAAUUAAAUAAUUUAAAAUUAAAAUAAUAGUGAAGCCCUAACCUAAUGCUACCUACCUUCACAGCUUCACUUCAGUUCUUUAGCCUAACCUAAUACACAUUCUGUCUCUCUUAACGAACGAUGGGCGGCGGCAAGUCAGCCACAACGAACGACGAAUCCACUAAAUAUGCUGGUGCAUCCAAUUCUUUGAAUGAUGAAGGUCCCUCAUGGGCUCCUCUAAGUGAUAAUUACAUGCUGACUAAUCCCAAGUUAAAGGACUGGGAUAAGAAUCCGGACACAACUGUUGCAGACGAUGUUAGGAUGUCAGCUGAUUCGGAUUCAUCUGAUGAUGAAUCAGUCCAGUGAAAGUUUGAUGUUCAAACUAUCUGCUUCAAACAUAGUGGGAUGCGAAACACAUAUCUUUAAUGCAGGGAAGUGGAAUUCCUAGGCAUAUUCAAGCUAAUGCUGGAGAAACUUUCUGAUGUACAGAGAUCCUCCUGUUGUUAACUGACGUAAUUUUGUUAUUAAAGAGAAGCUUUAUGAGCUGGCUUCUGCAAUCCUCUUUAAGAUACGAGGUUGGAGAGAUUAUUUUCGAGUUCUCUUCAUUUUUUAUCCAUUCUUCUGCUAAUAUGGAUAUAUAUACUGGUGUUUGAAAUGUCCUAGUAUUGCAUUAGGUUGAUUUUAGCAUAGUGAAAUCACGUCGCAUAGUCUUGUGUUCUCAAGAUAGUUUUACCUAAGACAAUUCAAGUUUAGAAUUUGUUUAAUCUUGUUGCAACUUGAAAUCUGAAUACUCAUCGACCAUCUUUUGUUUCUUCCAAUAGCAAAAUGUAUAAGUUUUAUGUA